UUCUCAAAUGCGAGUUUUCUUUCAAUACUCCUCUCAGAUGUAUCUUAAACUAUCUACUCAGUGAAUCACCUGCCCAGAGUUUCUCUGCCCUGCUCUUUUCUCCGCGGAUUACUCAGGACCCAGCAGGUGCACUGCUGGAAAGGAGACCAUUGUUACAAAACUUUUAAUAAGGCUUACACUUUAUUCUAAGAGUGUAAACAAGUUUAUGUGGAUAUAUGAAGUUCUCAUUUCUACCAUAAAAUUCAUAAACUAUUUUUUUAAGUUAUUUUUGAUGUGGACCAUUUUAAAAGUCCUUAUUGAAUUUCUUACAAUACUGCUUCUGUUUUAUGUUUUGGUUUUUUGGCCACGAGGCAUGUGGGAUCUUAGCUCCCCAACCACGGAUCAAACCCGUACCCCCGGCAUUGGAAGGCAAAGUCUUAACCACUGGACCACCAGGGAAGUCCCAAAAUUCAUAAACUUUAAACCAAAACUCAAAUUGAUGUUAUUGCUUAUCUGUUCCUCACCUCAAAAAUAAACUACAGGUUUCAACAUAAAAGGAUCAUAUAUAUGCAUAUAUAUAAUUGCUGACCUUAAUUUAUAAUUUCUUUAAUUUAAAAACCUUUUAUUAGGAUUUAAAAUAAGUGCUGUUUUGACAUAAGCUUACCAAAAAAAACACCUUAACUAAAGAGGAUCCCUGUAUAUACAAAAGGGGUUUUCUUACUCUUAUAAAGUUUCUCAUAAAUCUGCAUGAAAACCAUUAUUGACCAAAUUAUUCGUCAAAUUUGACCAACAUCAGACUUAAUGCAAUCAAAACCUGUCUACAUUUGUUAUCAUGAUUUGUAUUUUGUAUUAGCCAAGUCCUUGCAAUGCUUUAACGUGCUGCUUUAAAGUAAGGAGGCAGGCUGGUGGUUAGGGGUUCUGGCCCUAGGGAGGUGUCCCAAAUGUUAAAGCUGUGCAUUCACUGCUAAGCACUCUGUCUGUAACCCAGGAUCUCUGGCUGAAACCAGAAAGAGCCCCUGGUGGUCUUCCUGGAUCCAUUCUUCCAAACUAUAUGCCAGAAAACUGUCUUUUUCCCUAGGUUAUGGUUGCCCUGAAGUUUAUCCUUCAUUUUAAAGAACCGAAAGUCUGGGAGGGAGUGGUGGUUAAUCACUGGAAAAGCUCAAUUGGAGUAAAACUCACAAAUCUCGUUCUUGCGACACCCCAGUGGGUAGGCGACAACGGCGUGUCCCUGAGUUAUGCAAUAAUGCCACAUCACAAUAUCGUAAUUAUAGCAUGCCCUUCAGAACGCGCUACCUGGUGAGGCUCCCUGCCAGGCAGCUGGACACCACCGGGGAGGGCUGAAGAUUAUUCCAGUGCAGAAGUUAGUGCACAUGACAUGCAUACCUAGCCGGCACGUCACAGCAAUGCCCUGUAAAGUUAAGCUAUAAUUACCUCUAUUGUGUCCUAUCAAAGUUCAAAAAAAAUCUUUCUCUUGCCUAUUAUUUCUGACUUCAAACCCCCUAGAAAAUUAUUAAAUAUGCCAGCCACUCACUAUCACCCUAACAGCUGGCAACUACAUUCAUAGUCCACACUUAGGAGGCUACUGAGAGACAUGCACUGGCACCUCAGUGCUUCAGAAACAAGCAGAUAAAGCCCUGUGGACACAAAACCACAGGCGGCUCAGAGUGCCAUUUGGGCACCACCGUCCAGCCUCCCAGACCUGUGGGAGGGGAGGCCAGACCGGCUCCCGGGCUUCUGCAGGGGUGACAGGCUCCUGGGACACAGGCAGGGGUGACAGCGCAUAAGAAGUCACAGGAGGGCGUUCUGAAACGGAACAGGCUCAGGCCAGACGCCGUGGUGUCUCUGUGGCGCUGCUCCCCACCCUCCCCCCUCAACACUGGGACCCAACUCUGCUGAGGGCACAGCUCUGAGGGCAGGCCUCGUGCCAACAGGUGCUCGCAAGGCAGGCAGGGGCGCCCUCCUGCAUUCGAGGACAGCACCCUGACCCUGACCUGACAUGCAGGGCUCCCAGCACCUCCUGCUGACCCAGUGGGAAGUGAAAGAAGGGUGAAAAACACUGUCCCACACACAUCCUUCUAGGACUAGGCUAACAUCUGCAUUUUUAGCUAACAUGCUAACAGUGCAGUUCUCCGAGGAAAGCCGAACCCAGCGCUGUGCUUUUUUAACCUCUCCCUGUGCAACCCCCCAGCCUGGCCCAGCCUUCCCAGGACAAGGAUGGUGAGACACGAAUCUUAUCACCUUUAGAAAAAACUUUACCUCUGACUGCUAAUCCGAACUUACUACAAACAGUUAAAUUCUGGAUUAUACUGUUUAGGCGACAACACCCUUUUUCCGCUGCCAGCCUGCACCAGGCCUGGCAGAUAUAAACUGACCAGAGACGGGCAAACCCCAUCUCUGCAGGUGGCCAGAGCGACAGCGCCCCGGGCACUAGGCUUUAGCUGCUCAUCCUUGUAAGCCUCGCCUGGGCAGGACAGAACUCACAGACUGACAUCACCUCCUGGAGGCUGUCCCCCUUGGAAGCUUACAGAAGCCUCAAUCUUAUCCCGCUUACUUCUCUGACAUUAUUGUUUUGGUUUUUUUUUUGCGGUACGCGGGCCUCUCACUGUUGCGGCCUCCCUCGUUGUGGAGCACAGGCUCCAGAUGCGCAGGCUCAGCGGCCAUGGCUCACGGGCCCAGCCGCUCCGCGGCACGUGGGAUCUUCCCGGACCGGGGCACAAACCCGUGCCCCCUGCAUCGGCAGGCGGACUCUCAACCACUGUGCCACCAGGGAAGCCCAUUAUUGCAUUUUUAUAACCAAGUGAACUAGCCUGUCUCCUUCAGCAUCUGAAGCAGCUGCGCUCCCUUGUUUUAACUAGCGAAUUGUGUAACCCUGCGAGGUCAGUUUACUCAGUUACUAAAACUACUGCUCCUGUGACUCCAUCCAGGCUCUCCUUGCAACAAUUAUAUCCUAGAAUACUCUCACCUCCCAGAACACCAGUACCAAGGAAACCAACCCCUGAAAACCUCUUUACUGUCCUUGUAAGCUAACUGACCACAGAACAAGAAGUUCAGACCAAACCUGUGGGCACAACAUCAUUUGACGGAAGAAAGCUCCCAGUCCCCAAAUGAACGAGACUUCCCUGGUCACACCCACAGCCCGUGGAGCCGGCUUCAAGUAAAAGCACUCAGAAAGAAAAGCGAAGGAGAAGCAGUGACCUGCUUCCUUAAAAAUCACCAAAGCUGAACUACGCAGGAGCCAGCAGGGCUCAGACGCCAAACCACAGAGGGAAAAUGAGCCUUCUCAAAGAGCGAAAACCAAAAAAGCCACAUUACAUCCCCAGGCCCCCAGGAAAGCCCUUCAAGUACAAGUGUUUCCAGUGUCCCUUUACUUGCAACGAAAAGUCACAUCUUUUUAAUCACAUGAAAUACGGUCUCUGUAAAAAUUCCAUCACUUUAGUGUCUGAGCAAGAUCGCAUUCCCAAGUGUUCCAAACCGAACUCUUCAGACCCUAAGCCAACCAGUCAGUCCGACCCCAUGGCAAAGCCCACCUCCUCCAAGCCCGUCCCAAGUGGGCUCUCACACCUGGACACCAAGCUCCAACAUGGCCUCGCCAAGGAUGACAUCAAGGAAAAUGUGGACCUGCAUGCGUGCGGGCCCCACAGGUGCCCCGGACAGAAGCCCACUCUCCACAAGGAAGCAGCACCCCUGAGUCCAGCUCCAGAAGCCACCGCGGGCACCCAGCCUGUGCUGGAAGGCACUACCCGGCCUUCAGCAUUCAUGCCAGUUGGCGAGCACAGACUCAAAGGGCAGGAACUCACCGAGGCUCCUGAAGCGCUGACCCUGACCCAGCCCCCUGCCAAAGCUGCCUCCUUCCACACUAAGUCUGCCUUUCAUGCCCCUGGCUACGCGUGGAAAGCUGGCUCACCUUUCCUCACGCCUGAGUUUCCACAUAAAAUCCCAUCCACAAAGGGGUUUGGUGCCACUUCGCCGUACGUGCACCCCACCAUCGCAGAGUACCCGCCUCACUUUUACACAGAGCAUGGACUGGCCACCAUCUACUCACCGUACCUACUCGCAGGGAACUCGCCCGAGUGUGACAGCCCCCUGCUGUCCAUCUACGGGGCCCAAGACCAAAGACAUUUCCUGCCUCACCCAGGGCCGAUCCCUAAGCACCUGAACCCAGCCCCAUCCACAUACGACCAUUACAGAUUCUUCCAGCAGUAUCACUCCAAUCUGCCGAUUCCUUAUGGAUUUUAUAAACCAGAGUCUGCAUUUUCCUCCUACGGCCUCAGACCCCCACCCGUUGCUGGUAUGUCACAAGAUCAAAGCUCACACCUACUGGAAGAAGCUGCCCUGGCCUACCCGGCCUGGAGUCCAUCCAAGUUAAACUCUUCCAACUCCCACAAAAAACACACAGAGUUUGAGAAAGAGAGUCCGACUCCCGAGGCUAAAGACCUCUCCAGAGAUGGGCAGAGGGACACGCAAGGGACCAAAAUGAGCCCACGUGCAGGCAGCGCAGCCACAGGCUCCCCGGGAAGGCCGAGCCCCACCAAUUUCACGCAGACAAGCCAGCCCUGUGCCGGGCUGUGCAGCCUCUUGGACAUGCCGGCCUCCGGUGCCCCAGGAAGUCUCCAUCCACCAGAACAGAGCCUCACAGCCUUCAAGCCUGUCAAGAAGAACACGGAGCGCCCACAUUCCCAGGCCCCAGAAAACAGAGCUGCAUCUCCAGAAAGCCUCGAGGCCGUGAACGCAGACGCUCUGGCUCAGAUGGGGAGCCUGGAAGCUGCACCCUCCAGCCCAGAGGACGACUCCAGGGCAGCCCCUCUGAACCUCUCCACGAAACCAGAAGCUGAGCCUGCCACUACACACACCACUGCCUAUGGAGAAUUUGUGGAGCCACAGGACGCGCCCCUCAACCUCUCGGUGAAGGACCCCUGCAACGCCCUGACUUCGAGGCCCUCUGUCCGCAGCCGCCCGAGAGGGGCCGAACCGGCGGCUGCCCCCACCCCCACUCCUGCUCCGCAGUCGGAGACAGCAAGUUCCGGGGCCGGGCCCGACCCCAGCUCUGUGGAGAUCCCUGCGCCCAGCCCGGCUGGGAAGGCCCAGGACACACGCUCAGCUGACAGUGACGAGCAGAAGCAGACUGCGGCCGUGGCCCUCUGCCAGCUGGCGGCCUACAGCCCAGGGAACGUCGAGCCCGCUGCCCAGGAGCCUGCCUGCCAGGUAGACGCACCCACCCCCAGAGCCCCUGAGAGCCAGGAGGCUCAGUGCGACCUCAGACCCAAAGGGCAAAAGAGGACGAGCCCCAGGGAUGCAGGGAAGGCCCAGCAGGGAACCAAGAAGCCAAAGCCCAGCGACACAGCCAGAGUGUUCACACUCCGGAAAAGAACGCGGGUGUCUUAGAGCCACCUCUGGCCAGCCACAGGCUGCAGCCACAAGCACGCCUUCCGGUGCAGGCGAGACAGCAGCAAACCUCCAUCUGGCCCUUGCUUUUUUAUCUGGUACAUUUUUACAAUGCAGUUUUCUUCUUCUCAACAAAAAAAUUAAACUAAACCUGCAACUCAAUUCAGUUUUGUAAAUACUAAGCAUGAACACUAAAAGGUGCUUCUACUUCUGGUUGUAAAAUACUUGAAUGACUCACACUGUAGGACCUGAUGAAAUGCACAGGACUAAAAGGUAACUUUUAGGUGUUAGCAUCUUAGAGGAAAUCUCUUUAAAGCAUUUUUCUUAUAAAUAUCUCAGCACUAGAACAAAUUGUUUUAACUGUUUUUCUAUUAAAUCUACUGUGUGUUUUGAAGUAAAUAACAAUUACUGGGGGAAAAUGCCAGGCAAAGACGUUUCCAGUACUAGCAUUCAAGUUCUGUGUGUAAAAACACUGUGAUUUGUUAUGACUGAACAAUACACAGACAGCAAGAGGCUAUUUAUACAAGUAAUUUAUUUCCAUUGGGGAGAAUGCAUUGCUGGGGAAGCUAUUCUCAACAUGCUCUGUCUUCACAACUCAUUCAGACUCGUUUUCCACUUCCUAAAAUGAUGUAUAUGUUGCUAAUUUUCCAAUGAACUCAUAGGUGAACUUUAAGGAUACAUAAAAAGAAGACAAGCAUAAACUCUGUGUUAUACAAUAUUUUGCCACAAUAAAUAAACUCAAUGAAAAAGAGAAAAGAGCUGAGGCAGCAUUAAAAAUGAGGACGAGGGUACAUCUGUGUGUGCAUGUGAGGGCGUGUGCACGUGUGCAUGUGUCUGCUGUCCACCGGUAGUCAUCGAGCCCGGGGGAGUGCAGGCAUCCGGGGGCACCUCUGGAGACCAAGCGUACAGGGCCUGGCUUCACAAGGGCCCUUUCCCACUGUUCAGAGGGUGUUUCUCAGCAAUGCACUGCCUGGGAGCGGGGCAGGGGGUCAAGAAAGGGCCUGGAAACAGUGGCGCCGAGCUGAGCUGACUGGGUGAACCCUCUCUCCACAAGAUGGGCAGUUUCAACUCACACUUUGACCAAAACAGAGGUGGUCCCAAUAGAGCCAUCCAAUGAGCGUUCAAAGAAAAAGCACUGCUAAAGCUAACGCCUGCCGUUCCCAGUGACGUGCACAUACAAGGUCUCUCAGUGCUCAGAGCUAAAAAUUAAAAAUUUUUAAAUAAAAAGUUGAUCUGGAACCUUGCCUUGUUCUAGAUAUAAGCACUACUCACCAAAAGAUAGCCUGAACUAAAAACCCAUCUUGUUAAUAAGUUGCAUUCCAAUAAAAUGUUAUUUUCGGUUGUUUUGA
Messenger RNA from Orcinus orca (killer whale), 6710 nucleotides. RefSeq names its product zinc finger protein 750 (gene ZNF750). The record is from RefSeq and is a predicted model, not a curated record. Gene Ontology annotation, cellular component: nucleus. Lineage: Eukaryota; Metazoa; Chordata; Mammalia; Artiodactyla; Delphinidae. Gene Ontology annotation, molecular function: promoter-specific chromatin binding; DNA-binding transcription activator activity, RNA polymerase II-specific; RNA polymerase II cis-regulatory region sequence-specific DNA binding. Gene Ontology annotation, biological process: positive regulation of transcription by RNA polymerase II; epidermis development. The transcript is spliced from 3 exons. Bases 3250 to 5361 code for a protein of 703 amino acids.